This is a messenger RNA of Oreochromis aureus, 1223 nucleotides long. RefSeq lists its product as uncharacterized. The record is from RefSeq and is a predicted model, not a curated record. Bases 1 to 942 code for a protein of 313 amino acids. The transcript is spliced from 5 exons. NCBI's taxonomy places the organism in Eukaryota, Metazoa, Chordata, Actinopteri, Cichliformes, Cichlidae.
AUGGGGAAAGACAGACGAGAGAUGGUUCGGAUCGUCGCUGAAGAUUACCUCCAUAAACACCCAGGAAGACCUGGUAGACAAAAGCUGAGGGAACUCGCCAGUAUGAUUGUAGGACAAUAUCCUGCCUCCUUCAAGCUGACAGAGCCGUUUGGAAACAAACCUUUUGCAAAAGAUGGUUCUGAAACUCUCUUUCGUCAGCUGGAACACAGAAUUGAAAAUAUGAAGAAGCCACAAAGCUCACUGAAGAGGCAAGCAGGGGGUGAAAAUUCAACAAAGAAAAGGCCCAGGAAUUCAGAUCUGUAUGGAUGUGUGGCGUGGGAUCCAAUCAUUGAGGGGCCGUGUGUAGAAGACCUGCUGUCUAAACGAGAUGAGUUGAAACGUGCCUUUCAAACCCAGGAUCUUCAGGAGUCAUCUGUUCGAAAAUUGAUGACUGAAACAUAUCCCAUUCAGCGUGAAAUCCUCAACGAUGAUGAUACCACUAUUGCCGUUGUAAAGGACGAGUGGCCGUUCCUGUUUGAAGUUCCUCACCUGUUUGAUCAUGCAUCUAAACUCCUUGGCUUCUCUGUACAAAACAAGCUGUCACAGAUCUCUGCAGAUCCUGAAGUCGAACUCCCAGUGACCCCAUGCAUCCUAAUCAGAGGUGACCAGCAAUUCAAGAUUGCUGUUGAUGGGUUACUUGUCAAUGACCACAUCACCUCUCCCAUUGUGGCCUUGAGCUACGUCUUCUCCAUGUUUUAUGUCUGCAACGUCCAAUACCCACCGGAGAUGGCUUUUACUCUCGAAUUCAUGCAAAGAGUUUUCUUUGGGGUCAAUCCUGAGCGAGGCUCCAAGGCAGAGAAGAAGGGGAAGAAACGGCACUUCAUUCCUCCACAGGUGUGCAAGCUGGUUUCUCAGCUGAAGGAAUUUGAAUGCAAGCAGAAGGAAUCUGAAUGGGCCAUUUGAGCUGUUCUCAGAGCUCAGAAAAUACCUUUUGGACUGAAUGUACACACACACACACACACACACACACACACACACACACACACACAAAAAGGCAAAUCCAAAAACAUGGGGCUUGGGAGUAGAAAUACAGAUUUUUACAGUAUUAGGUGAGUUCAGAUGUUUUAACUAGAUGCCCACAACACACAUGCUGCAGUUUCAAAUCCCCCAUGUUAAGGGGGAGGGAAGGUGGGCGAUAUUUGUCAUUCCGUUAAGCUUUUCCUGUCAUUGUGGAGUUGGAGGUG